CCCAGCCUUACACAUCUCGAGUAAGCAUACUCAUCUGGAGGACUAAAAAAAAACCAUCAACUUUUUCUACACACGUCUCAGUAGCCGCGGAAGGACUUUGCCGACAUGGCGGAUUCAAUGAAAACCAUCGGAUGUGUGUCCAAGAUCGUUAUACUGAUAGGAUUGAUCUCUAUCUAUGGAGUGAACGCUCAGGGCCCAGUCGGGGCUCCAGCACCCACAGUUUCUGUCGGUCCUGCUAUUGCUCCGAUUUCUGGACCUCCUGCUGCUCCUAUCGCUCCUGCUUCUGUACCAAGUUCAAGCGUGACACCAGCUGCAGCUCCUGCCCUCCCAGGAUUCAUACCCGCUCUGGCUCCUUUCGAUGCACUGGUCCCUUCUCCAGUUAGUAGGCCACCAACACCGUCACCUGCGCAAGCUCCAACUCCAACUCGAGGGCCAACGAAUGCUCCUGUUCCAGCUUCGAGGCCGGUGUUUGCACCCAUUCCGGUGCCGAAUGCUCCAUCAGCUUUUCCAGCAACUGCAACGCCUCCACCAUCUGUGCUCUCUGGGCAGACAAGUGCUAACGCAUCUGUGCAAAUGACUGGACCGUCCGCAAGGUUCAUGCUCCUCCUGGCUUCAAUCGUCCUGACAGCUUUACUUUGGUAGGCACAUCCGAUGUGCUUCUAUGGCAGCAAGACUCGAUUCAGAUGACAAGUUCGUGAUAUUACAGAUGAUAUACAGACACAUUACAUGGUGAACGACGAUGUCUCCGGGAAAUUUUACUCGUGAACGAUUAGCAGACAUUCUAAAUAGGCCGCGAACCUCCAAAAUCGUAGUAAGCUGAAUAAUUUCAUUGAAUAUAAUAAAAUCCGCUUAGCUUAUCCUAGCUAUUGAUACUCAUUGAGUUCUUUCUGC
Marchantia polymorpha subsp. ruderalis is the source of this 891-nucleotide messenger RNA. The record is from the annotation of a GenBank genome assembly. NCBI's taxonomy places the organism in Eukaryota, Viridiplantae, Streptophyta, Marchantiopsida, Marchantiales, Marchantiaceae.